This is a messenger RNA of Gambusia affinis (western mosquitofish), 1873 nucleotides long. RefSeq names its product nucleoporin 42 (gene nup42). Gene Ontology annotation, molecular function: metal ion binding; nuclear export signal receptor activity. The record is from RefSeq and is a predicted model, not a curated record. Bases 124 to 1425 code for a protein of 433 amino acids. NCBI's taxonomy places the organism in Eukaryota, Metazoa, Chordata, Actinopteri, Cyprinodontiformes, Poeciliidae. Gene Ontology annotation, cellular component: nuclear envelope. The transcript is spliced from 7 exons.
GCCACACGAGGUCGCUGUGAGUGAGCACUGACCGACGCGAAAUGAUGACGUAGAUCUCGCGCGGCCUGUUUUUCGUAAACAGACCAAAACUGUGCUUUGCCGCGCCGUCACAGCGCGUUUAAAAUGGUCGUGUGUAACUUUUUCCUCCAGGGCCGCUGUCGGUACGGAGACCGAUGUUGGAAUGAGCACCCGAGAGGCGGAAGCAGAGGAGGGGGAGGUUAUAAUGACAGCUACAGCCGCUCCGGUGGUCAGCAGCAGCCCAGAGGAGGAGGAGGAGGAGGAGGUUAUGGGAACAGAGUUUGGGUGAAUCCCUCCCAGCAAAGAGGAGGAUAUAUUCAGCCGUCAUCCUUCUCCUCACAGGGAAGCAGUGACUGGGGUUCAGGACGUGGUGGUGGUGGAGGAGGAGGAGGAGGAGGAGCAGGUGGCGGUGGUGGUGGCGGCGGCGGCGGCGGCGGGAGAAGAGAAAACUUGAAGAGCUCUGAUUUCAGCUUCUCAUCUUCGAAUCGAUUUUCUGCUCUCGAUGCUUCCAAUGCCUUUGACAAGGGAGGAAGAGGAGCAGUGGCAGGUUUAGGAACUGCUGGGGAUGAAGAUGACGAUAAGAAACUUGAAGUCAUUCAGGCGGACGUGGAUGCCUGGGAGAGUUCAGGACAGUGGGGCUUCUCCUGCUACUCUAGCUUUAAGACGCCCAUAUCAGGCUUCACUGAUCUGUCUCCAGAAGAGCUCAGGCUGGAGUACUACUCCACCAGAGCAUCAGGGGAUCUGCAGGGCUACCUAAAUGGCGUAAACCAGCUGCUCAGUCAGUGGAAAAGCAGAGUCCAGGAGCUGAAGAUUAUGAGUCCGUCCACACGUCUGGCACUGCUCGCCGAGUUAAAAGGAACAGCUCCGCAGUCGUCUUCAAGUGGCUUUGGUUCGACAGCGACGACAGGAUUUGGAUCCUCCACAUCCGGCUUUGGCAGCAAAGGCUUCGGUGCACCAGCCCAGUCCGUCACCUUCGGUUUCCCAGCUCUGAGUUCUGGAUUCGGCUCUUCUUCUACAUCUUCACUUUCAACUGGGUUUGGUAGCCUUAUAACAGCUCCAACACAACCUCCAUCUGGGUUCGGCUCUUCCUCCGUGCCGUCUGCUUCGUCCUUCUCAUUCGCCGCCCCGAGCGCAGACAAGCCGCCGCCAACGGCGUCUUCGGGGUUCGGAUCGGCCUCGGGGUUCAGCUUCUCCACCACGACAGCGACCACUGGGGGAGGGUUUGGGAGUGCCUUCGGGGGGACGGCAGCUUCACUUGGAGCCGGAGCGGUGGGAGAGACCACAGACGGUCUGUUCUCACCCGAGAGCAAACUCACCCAGGAAGAACUGAAUCAGUUUAAAGCCAAGAGGUUCACUUUGGGACAGAUUCCACUAAAACCGCCACCUGCGAAUAUGCUAGUGGUCUGACACUGUGGAAAAAGCUAAAGAUUUUUCACUAAUAUUUAGGUGCACAGCACACAAAAUGCACAGAUUUCUACUUUGGACUCAUUAUAAAUGAAGUCUUUUGCGCCAUAAAAUGCUGACUUCAGAUUUUUACAUUUGGCUGAUUUUAUUUUAUUUUUUUAUUUUUUUUUUUGUAGAACCUUCUGUUUGUUAUGGCGAAAACUUAUCUGUAAAUGAUGAAGAAUAGCAACUGCAACAAAUCAUUGACGAUCAGUGGCCCUUCUAUAUAGGUCACAAUAAGCUGCAUUUACUGGUGUUAGUCAUAAGAGGGCGCCAUGAUAAAAGCUUGAGUGUUUCUCACUUUCUCUGCCUUCGUGUCUCUGGUGGCCAACUGGUUUAAUGUGAGCAGUCGCUUUCAGAUUGUAAUUUUUGCCCAACAUUAAAACAAUAAAUGAAGAUCGGUGAGUGCAAA